This is a messenger RNA of Panicum virgatum (switchgrass), 777 nucleotides long. RefSeq lists its product as uncharacterized. The record is from RefSeq and is a predicted model, not a curated record. The transcript has a single exon. Gene Ontology annotation, molecular function: RNA-DNA hybrid ribonuclease activity; nucleic acid binding. Lineage: Eukaryota; Viridiplantae; Streptophyta; Magnoliopsida; Poales; Poaceae. Bases 1 to 777 code for a protein of 258 amino acids.
AUGGCAAGGUGCGUUUGGGCACUUGAGGAUGAUCACAUCCUAGAAGCAGUCUGCCUCUCUGACGAAGGGGACGCCAAAGCCUGGCUGUCAGAGAUCUUCAGAAGACUAAAACACUCGGAUGCUGUUAGAGUGGCUGUUGUUUUGUGGGCGAUCUGGUACUCUCGGCGCAAGGCUAUUCAUGAACGAGAGUUUCAGAGCCCUCUUUCUACUCACAGUUUUGUCGAGAGGUUCCUCGCUGAUCUCGGAGAGGAAAAACCAAAAGAAAAGGGAAAGAAGUCGGUGAUCCGGCGUACAGGUACUUGGCUACCUCCUCCGGAUGGAAUGAUAAAAAUCAAUGUCGAUGCAGCGAUCUCCAAGAAUGAAUGUACAGCCUCAGUUGCUGCAAUUGCUCGUGAUGCUUCUGGAUGUUUUUUGGGAGCAUCAGCCUUGAUUAGUAAGGGGAUCACGGAUCCAGAGGUGAUGGAAGCCGUGGCUUGCAGAGAGGGCCUUUCCCUUGCUCUUGAUCUUCAGAUUACCAGGCUCCGUUUGGCGUCCGAUAACUCAAGCGUGGUGAAGAACAUCAGGGAUGGAUCCAAAGGAGUUUAUGGUCAAGUGAUAGAGGAAGUCAGAGCCCGGAUGACUUCCUUUGAUACUGCUGAAAUUGUUCAUGUGAGAAGGGAGCACAAUGCUGAUGCUCAUAACAUAGCACGUAGCGCCGUCUAUGGUGAUGUGGGUCGUCAUGUAUGGUUCUUGAAUCCACCUUUUGGUGUUUGUAAUACCUAUACAUUUGAUAAUUAA